UUUCUAUGCAUGUGCCUCUGCAUCUCUCUGUUCUCAAGUGUGUUUGUAACUCAGUGUUUGUUUCUGCCUUUGUUUCUCUGCAUGUGAGUGUCUCGUGUCGCUGGUGGGCUUAAAGCUGUGAAUGUGGAUUUGUGUGUCUGCACAUGGUAUCUGUGUUUGCUUUGAAUCUGUCUACAUGUUGUUCCUGUGUUUGCGUAAGGGUUUUUCUCCAUUAGUGCUGUUUCUGUAUUUGUUGUUCUGUUUGCUUGUGAGUUUGUGGGUCUCUGUAUGUUGUCUCAAUGGGUACUACAUUUCCCCUGAUCUUUUCAGAAAUAAAAAUAUAAUAGUGCAUCAACUAACUGUUGAACAGUUUCAGGAUACCAGAGAGAGCACAAAAUAAACUCUAGCAGGGAAGGGAAGCUUUUUUUUAAAAAACUAGAUAUAAGCAGCUGCAUAUUUUAAAAUCCCAACCAGGGGUGUGUAGUGAGAUAAAGUUGAGUCUGCAGGGACUGGAAAUUACAGUACUUGUGAAGAAACAAAGCUUGAUUAAUUGUUUGUGCUUGUAUUGGGGGUGUGUGUGUAACUCUGACAAGAUUCUAUCUCUCUAUGUCCUACUUGAAAGUGCGUUCCUACAUGCACAUUACCUGCUCUGGCCCAGAAUGCUUAAGGCAGAGACUAGAGCUGUAACUGAAAGAAGCAGAGUAGAUGUUGUUUCUAGUUUCCUUUCAUCGCGGACAUUUUGUUGUGGAAAAACCUAAAAACUUGAGCUCUCUCUAACCAAAUUAGCAGCCGUUCGUGUUGAGAAGCUGCCAGCUGAGGUUAGAGUGGUGUCUGUGUAAGAUUAGCUGUAGCAUGGAGCUGUGCUGAGGAGACCAUGUGACUGCAGUGUACAUUGGAAGAGGAAGCUGUAGAGGUCAAUGCAAAGGCAUUGUGCCAGAGUCUGGCAACAAGGGAGAUUGCUGUAUGGCGGCAGAUUGCUUUUCAGACUCCUAACGCUUUCAUUAACUGUUUGGUGUUGGACAGAAGCAUCCCUGUUAGAUUAACAACAGAAAUUUAAGGAUGGAAUAACUCGUUUGUGAUUGGUUUCAGUUGUGGAUGGAAAGAAAAACUGAUCUUUCCAAAUGCUUUGUAGGUUUUAUUAACCACCGCUUGUGGAUCUUUCACUGAAUCAACCUUUCUUGGGAAUGGAAAUUAUUCUGUUUAGAGGAGUUUCAAGACAACAUGCUAUUAAAAGAAAAAAAAGUCGAAUGUUUCCAGCUAUCUCUGCAUCAGUGUGUUCUCAGUUGCAAAGCUCAUUUUGAGCAUUUUGUGGUUUAACUGGAAAUUUAAUUUAUAUAUAUUUUUUCCACCUUCAAUACAAAGAGACAGACAGCCUCAAGUUGCAGGUUGAAGGUUAUUAAAAAAACCCAAAACAAAUAAAAGCCCAAGAAGUAUAGAGAAGGCCAUUUGCAACAAUCCAAAGAAUCUGACUAUCGACUGGCAAUCCUAGGUGGGCAGUAUUGCCUUGGACAAUUUGUUUUAAUUUGGUACUGUUUGAUGAGCGUGAAAGGAUGCUUCACUGAUUUUCACAUUGAUUUUGGUGGCACUUCAGUGUGGUAUCACGUUUUCCGAGGAGGGAAGAUCUUCUGGCUGAUUCCGCCUACUCUGCAGAAUCUGGAACUUUAUGAAGAAUGGGUUCUGUCAGGAAAGCAAAGUGAUAUCUUUCUGGGAGACAGGGUGGAACUAUGCCAAAGAAUUGAGUUGAAACAAGGCUAUACGUUUUUUAUUCCUUCAGGAUGGAUACAUGCAGUUUAUACUCCAGUAGAUUCUCUGGUGUUUGGUGGAAAUAUCCUGCAUAGCUUUAAUGUUCCCAUGCAGCUUCGCGUCUAUGAAAUUGAGGACAGAACAAGGGUGCAUGCCAAAUUCCGUUAUCCUUUCUACUAUGAAAUGUGCUGGUAUGUUCUGGAGAGAUACGUGUCCUGUGUGACCCAGCGCUGCCACCUCAGCAAAGAAUACCAGAAAGAAUCAAUGUUAAUUGAUGCCACAAGAAAACCCAGCGUAGACAGCUUCUCAUCAGAUUCCUGGUUAGACAUGGAUGAAGAAUCUUGUGAUGCUCAUACCCGGGAGGAGAAGGAAGACAAUUUGGAUAAGAACACAAAGUCCUUGGCUGAUGGUUCCUCCUCGCCCAACAGCACACACUCUGAAGGGAAGGAUGUUGCAGGGAAAAAACAGAAAGCCACAGUGAUGAGGUACCUCAAAAGAACUUUGUCCAAUGAGUCAGAUGACAGUGUAAAGUCAACAACCCCCACGGACUAUCCCAAAACACCAACAGGGUCGCCAGCUACCGAAGUCUCAACCAAAUGGACUCAUCUCACAGAGUUUGAACUGAAAGGUUUGAAAGCCCUAGUAGAAAAGCUUGAAUCUCUCCCAGAGAACAAGAAGUGUGUUCCAGAAGGCAUUGAGGAUCCUCAGGCACUUCUGGAGGAUAUGAAGAACAUUCUGAAGGAACAUGCUGAUGACGACCAGAAUCUUGCCAUUUCGGGGGUCCCUGUGGUAGCCUGGCCUAAGAAGACCACAAAGAACAGGGCAGUUGGACGACCCAAAGGGAAACUGGGCACUGCCUCUGCAGUGAAGCUAGCUGCUAAUCGGACGACUGCAGGAGCGCGCCGGAGAAGGACGCGAUGCCGCAAGUGCGAGGCUUGUCUACGUACAGAGUGCGGCGAGUGUCACUUCUGCAAAGACAUGAAGAAGUUUGGUGGGCCUGGAAGGAUGAAGCAGUCCUGCAUUAUGAGGCAGUGCAUCGCACCAGUGCUGCCUCACACUGCUGUGUGUCUCGUGUGCGGAGAAGCUGGGAAGGAGGACACUGUGGAAGAGGAGGAGGGCAAGUUUAAUCUCAUGCUAAUGGAAUGUUCCAUUUGUAAUGAAAUAAUACACCCAGGAUGCCUUAAGGUGAAGGAAUCGGAUGGUGUGGUUAACGAUGAACUGCCGAACUGCUGGGAAUGUCCAAAGUGCAACCAUGCAGGGAAAACUGGGAAAGCGUACAAGCAAAAGCGUGGACCAGGAUUCAAAUAUGCGUCGAAUCUCCCAGGCUCACUGCUUAAGGAACAGAAGAUGAACAGAGAUAAUAAGGAAGUAACAGAUGUAGCAAAACGGAAAGGGGAAUGUGAAGAAACCCCCAGGCGGAAAUCUGAUGAACAUUCCAAAAAAAACCCUGUUGAUUCUAUUUUGAGGAGAAAGUCAGAUGAUGCGCAUAUGCGAAGGAAAAGAAAAUUUGAGAAACCCCAAGAACCUGCUAUGAGAAAACGGCUAAAACUUGGUAAAGAAGAGAAACUCUUCAGGAAAAAGAGGCGAUCAUGGAAGGCUACAGAUGACCGACCUGCCAUGGCCAAACCCCUGCGGCGUUUUAAACAGGAACCCGAGGAGGAUCUGCCAGAAGCACCUCCAAAGUCCAAGGAGAGUGACCAGUCACGGUCAAGCUCUCCCACUGCGGGCCCCAGCACCGAAAGUGCUGAGCCCAGGGACAAGAAGAAGAUAAAGAUGAGGCGGAAAAGGCGGCUUCCAAAUAAGGAACUGAGCAAAGAGCUCAGCAAGGAGCUCAAUCAGGAGAUCCAAAAAACCGAGAACAGCCUUGCCAAUGAGAACCACCAACCCAUCAAAUCUGAGCCAGAGAGCGAGAAUGAGGAGCCCAAACGUGCUCUGAGCAAUAGCGAGAGACUCCACAGGUUCAGCAAAGGGUUAAAUGGGACUCCUAGGGAGCUGAGGCACCAACUUGUGCCAAGCCUGCGAAGCACACCUAGGGUGAUUACCCGGCCACCACCUUCGCUCUCUCCUCCCAAAUGCAUUCAGAUGGAACGCCAUGUAAUCAGGCCACCCCCCAUCAGCCCUCCUCCGGACUCACUCCCCCUAGAUGACGGGGCAGCCCAUGUGAUGCAAAGGGAAGUCUGGAUGGCUGUCUUUAGCUACCUCAGUCAUAGCGACUUGUGCAUCUGUAUGAGAGUUUGUAAGACCUGGAACAGAUGGUGCUGUGAUAAAAGAUUGUGGACCAAAAUAGAUCUAAACCAUUGUAAAUCCAUCACUCCACUUAUGCUCAGUGGCAUUAUCAGGAGACAACCUGUAACCCUUGAUCUUAGCUGGACAAACAUAUCUAAAAAACAGCUGAGCUGGCUCAUCAACAGACUCCCAGGUCUACGAGACCUGCUGUUAUCAGGAUGUUCAUGGAUAGCCGUCUCAGCACUUUGUAGUUCCAGUUGUCCUUUACUCCGAACCCUGGAUGUUCAGUGGGUGGAAGGAUUAAAAGAUGCACAAAUGAGAGACCUCUUGUCACCACCAACAGAUAACAGGCCAGGUCAAAUUGACAACCGAAGUAAACUACGGAACAUAGUUGAGCUGCGUUUGGCUGGUCUGGAUAUUACAGAUGCUUCUUUACGAUUGAUCAUUAGGCACAUGCCUCUGCUUUCCAAACUCAAUCUUAGUUACUGUAACCAUGUGUCAGAUCAGUCUAUUAACCUGCUGACUGCAGUAGGAACCACCACGCGUGAUUCCUUAACUGAAAUUAAUUUAUCAGAUUGCAAUAAGGUUACUGACCAGUGCCUGUCCUACUUUAAACGUUGUGGAAACAUCUGUCAGAUUGACUUGAGGUACUGCAAGCAAGUGACAAAGGAAGGCUGUGAGCAGUUCAUAGCAGAGAUGUCCGUGAGUGUUCAGUUUGGUCAGAUGGAAGAGAAACUUCUUCAAAAACUGAGUUAGUUAAAGGACAAGUGUGUAAAUAUUGGGGCAAGGGGUGGGGAAGGGACUAAGAACAUGUAGGGAUUUUAUUUUCAAUUGGGAAACCAGAAAAUAUCAAAGAUUGGAUUUUACAGUCCUGUCAAGGAGAGAACAUCAUUAAAACUACCCAUAUUAAGAAUUUCAACCUGUGCUACUUAAUUCAGUCUACCUGGGAUGUCCUGCACUGACUCUUAUGCAAAUUCAUAAGGCGACUGUUAUUGAUGAUAAAUGUUCACACCUGGAAGAAGACUGAUCUGUUGUUUAAAGUACCACCGCAUGUGCUUGGGUAGUGUAAAUUUAAUUUCUGCUCUUCAUUUCUUAAAACAAAAAAAAGUUGGUGUCAUUAAAGUGGACCACACACUGCAUUUCUGCCUUCUUAACACGUUUUGUUUUGUUACAUCUUACAUUAUGCAGAAAUAUUUUUGUACAAAAUUGUUUAAAAGUUAUUUAUGCAAUGUUUUGAAUGCAUUACCAGUGUUUUGGUUUUGGAUUGCCAAUUUUUAUCUUUACAGUAGGCGAGAACUUAACCUAUACUUCGUAGACACAAUAUCCAUCUGCAAACGUGCCCAGGUCAGGAAAAGUAGGUUAAUACUUUCAAUUUAAAGCAUGUUUUAAUGGAAGUUUAUAUCCUGCUUUGUAUACUUCAGAAGUGACAUAAGCAUGUUGUGGAAAUAAGGUGUAAAUGAUAGUUGAAGUAAGACACUAUGCCAAGUUUUAUCUGUAUAGAAAUCACCUUUUUCUCAAAAUUUUAAAAAUUCCAAUUUCAGCUUUUGCACAUAGGAGGGUUUCACUCUGUAGCAUGAGCUCUUGUACUCAAUAUGAAAUUAAUUUAUACAGUGAGUCAAACAGUAGAAUAAAUGGUCAAGCAUAGUCUUUUUUUCCCCUUUCUUUGAAGUGUGAGUUGAGUUCUCAUUUAAGGUUUAUAACAUGGUUAUUUCCUGAUUGUAAAAUUCUGCAUUGAUAAGUGCCAUUGUUGUAAGGUGUUGUUUUCGUAGAAUUUCCUGAUGCAGUUUUACCUUUGUUGAAUUUGUAUAAACAAUUGUACAAAAACA
Messenger RNA from Chrysemys picta bellii (western painted turtle), 5774 nucleotides. The record is from RefSeq and is a predicted model, not a curated record. NCBI's taxonomy places the organism in Eukaryota, Metazoa, Chordata, Testudines, Emydidae.